This is a messenger RNA of Colletotrichum higginsianum IMI 349063, 477 nucleotides long. RefSeq lists its product as uncharacterized. Bases 1 to 477 code for a protein of 158 amino acids. Lineage: Eukaryota; Fungi; Ascomycota; Sordariomycetes; Glomerellales; Glomerellaceae. The transcript has 2 exons. The record is from RefSeq and is a predicted model, not a curated record.
AUGCAGACAUACAGACAUCUCACGCCAGAAACAAUACGAUUGCCGACUCCGCCCCCUCCCCCGUUCUCGUCCUUGGUUCGAGAAGAAGUGGUCGAGAUACGAGCGCAACUGAAACGGAUGGAUCCGGUGGCAGUCGCGACGGGGACGACACAGAGUACAGCCAGACAGAACAGGUCGACAACCAACGCCAGCCCUGAUGAUACAAGUACCGCCAGCGCCGCCUCCGUGUCAGGCCUCCCUGUCGCAUCUCUCCCAUUCACGGUUCACGUUUCUUGUCGGGCCCACACCUGCUCUCAUUCGCGAGCCACGCUCGAGUCUUUCUCUCGUUCUCCCUGUCUUGACCCGCACGUCAUGUAUCCAGCAUUGCUCCCUAGCAACCCCUUGGCCACCCUUCCCAUCGACGAACGAGCCCGAGUCCAAGUCCAGUUGGCAGUCCAGCCAAACCCUUCAGGGCUCUGCGACAGCGACGGGUCCUAG